AUGUUGAGUCGAAGGUUAUUGCGGGGUUUUGGGAUAUUAAAGUAUGAGGCGAGAUUUUUGUCAACUGCAGUGAAAAAAGAGGCUGAAAAUGAGAAGGUGGUUUUCGAGAAAAAACGACCGGAGGUUUUUGAGGUGGGUUUUGGCUGAAAAAUCUGAAUUUUAGGUUUUCAUUGAAAAAAAUUGAAAAUUCUAAAAUUUAUCGAAACAAUAGUAUUUCUGAACUGAAAAAUCGAUAGAAAUACAUUCCUAAAAAUUUUACAAUUAAAUGGGGUGUCCAAAAAUAAAAAAAAAAGAAAAUUUCACAGCUCGAUGGUCGAAAACAUAAAACCGACGAUGUUUGGAAUCUCUCCCCAGCAGUUCGACAUUUAUUAAAUCGUCGAAUUUUGCGAGAACAAUCAAAUCCACUGAAUUUAUUGAAACAGAGAAUUAUUAAUUAUGUUCAUCAAACUUAUCGAAAAGCUGGUAAAAUUUUAAUUUUUUUUUCAGAGAAUUUUCGAUCUAAACUUUUUUUUCCAGGAAAUCGUUCUCCACUUUUUACAAUCUGCGAAAAUGAGCCGAGAAUUGUGACGAAUUUUCAGAAUUUUGACUCGCUUUUGACACCUGAAAAUCAUGUUUCACGGUGAGUUUUUUUUUAAAAUCAUUUUUUGAGAAAUAAUAUUGGAAAAAUAAAAAAAAUGAUUCUUGAACACACUUGGCGAAGUUUUGAAUUAUUUUGAAUAUUCUCAUAAAAAUCCGCUGAAAAUCAAUGAACACUUUACUUUUUCGUCAAAAAAAUGUGCAGUGUGGCUUUUGAAAAUGUUCAUUAGCUUCCCGCCCGAAUCGAAAUUUUGAUUUGGGCGGGAAUUUUUAGUUGAAAAUUUUUGUACAGUGUCUUUUUUGGAUACGCCUCGACAGGAUUCUCGAAAAAUUUCUAUAUCUUUUUUCCAGCCGCCCAUCUGACACGUAUUACAUAAAUUCAAAUGAAUGUCUUCGAGCUCAUACUUCAGCUCAUCAACAUUCUUUAAUGAAACAAGGACUCGAUGCAUUUUUAGUAAUUGGAGAUGUUUAUCGAAGAGAUGAAGUUGAUCGAACUCAUUAUCCAUGUUUUCAUCAAAUUGAAGGAGUUCGAUUAUAUUCGAAAGAUGAAUUAUUUGGAAAAUCUGAAAAUCCUGCUGAAAUAUUUUCGAAAAAUGAAGAGAGAAAUAAAGAAAAACAAGGAGUUCAUACAUAUGAUGCGGUUCGAGUUGCUGAAAUUCAACUCAAAGAGUUUUUGGAGAAUCUUUGUGAUGAAUUAUUUGGAAAAGAUUGUCAGAAACGAUGGAUUGAUGCUUAUUUUCCAUUUACUCAUCCAUCUUUUGAAUUAGAGGUUAGGAAAUGUUUUUUAUUAAAAUUUUUUUUCAUUUAUGAACAACAUUUUUCUUUUUUCUAGUUUAGAUUUUGAUGUAAACUUAGAAUCUAAAAAAUUCUCCGAAAUUACAUCAAAAAUUUUCAGGUUUUCUACAAUGGACAAUGGCUUGAAGUGCUUGGCUGUGGAAUUAUGGAACAAGAAAUCCUCGAAUCCGCUGGUGUUCGCGACAAAAUUGGAUGGGCUUUCGGAAUCGGAUUAGAACGAAUCGCAAUGGUUUUGUAUGGAAUCCCAGAUAUUCGAUUAUUCUGGUCGAAAGAUAGUGGAUUUGUAUCACAAUUUGCAGGAAAAACACCGGAAGAUGAAGUAAAAUAUAAGGAGAUUAGUGCACAUCCACAGGUUUUUUUUUGAAAAUCGAAGAUAAUUUUGAUAGUGAGGAAUUUUCAGGUGAUUUUUGAUGUCUCGUUUUUCUUGCCGGAAAAUGUGCAAUUCAAUGAUAUGACUUCGGAUGUUUAUGAUGUUAUUAGAACAAUUGGUGGAGAACUUGUUGAACAGGUACAGUAAUUUUGGGUUUUCUGGAUUUGCAAAAGUAAAUCUCAAAUAUUCCAGGUCAAAUUAACCGACGAAUUCGAGAACAAGAAAAAGGGCAAAAAAUCACAAACUUAUCGAAUUGUUUAUCGAAGUCAUGAAAAAGCGCUGACGAAAGAUGAAGUCAAUGUGAUUCACAAAAAAAUUGAGCAAAACUUGGCGCAACAAUUUCAAGUUUUAUUACGGUAGAAUGAUUACGGUAUGUUUUUCGAAAGAGUUUUUGAAAUAAAAAUUCCAAAAUUAUUUUGCAGAUCUCCUCAACGCCUUGCUGA
Messenger RNA from Caenorhabditis angaria, 2184 nucleotides. The record is from the annotation of a GenBank genome assembly. NCBI's taxonomy places the organism in Eukaryota, Metazoa, Nematoda, Chromadorea, Rhabditida, Rhabditidae.